UUGUGACUUCUCUUGUUGCGUACGUUGAAUUUUAUUUAUAAUGACUGGACGUGGAAAAGGUGGAAAAGGAUUGGGAAAAGGAGGUGCAAAAAGACAUCGAAAAGUACUUCGAGAUAAUAUUCAAGGAAUUACCAAACCUGCUAUUCGACGAUUAGCAAGAAGAGGUGGUGUUAAGAGAAUCAGUGGUUUAAUUUACGAAGAAACACGUGGAGUACUAAAAGUAUUUCUCGAAAAUGUUAUUCGAGAUGCAGUUACAUAUACUGAACAUGCUAAAAGGAAAACUGUAACAGCAAUGGAUGUAGUUUAUGCAUUAAAACGCCAAGGCAGAACAUUAUAUGGUUUCGGCGGAUAAACAAUAUCUUCUCAUUUAUUUAUACUUGUAUAUUUAGUAACUGCCUUUGUACCUUCACUAACUGCAUGUUUUGCAAGUUCUCCGGGCAAUAAAAGUCUCACAGCAGUUUGCACUUCUCUUGAUGUAAUAGUAGAUCAUUUCAAGAUGACUGGUCGUGGAAAGGGAGGAAAAGGAUUGGGAAAGGGAGGAGCAAAGCGUCAUAGAAAAGUACUUCGUGAUAACAUCCAAGGUAUCACAAAACCAGCAAUUCGUCGAUUAGCUCGUCGUGGCGGUGUUAAACGUAUAUCUGGUUUAAUUUAUGAAGAAACUCGCGGUGUUUUGAAAGUUUUCUUAGAAAAUGUUAUCCGCGAUGCAGUUACUUACACUGAACACGCCAAACGGAAAACUGUAACAGCUAUGGAUGUCGUAUAUGCUCUGAAAAGACAAGGACGUACUCUUUAUGGUUUUGGAGGUUAAAAUGGAAGAUCAUUGUUUUUAUCAACGAUCAGCAAAAACGGCCCUUCUCAGGGCCA
Molecule: messenger RNA, 864 nt
Organism: Apis dorsata (giant honeybee)
Lineage: Eukaryota; Metazoa; Arthropoda; Insecta; Hymenoptera; Apidae
Exons: 3
Biological process (GO): nucleosome assembly
Cellular component (GO): nucleosome
Molecular function (GO): protein heterodimerization activity; structural constituent of chromatin; DNA binding
Source: RefSeq, a predicted model, not a curated record